Molecule: messenger RNA, 1647 nt
Organism: Oncorhynchus keta (chum salmon)
Lineage: Eukaryota; Metazoa; Chordata; Actinopteri; Salmoniformes; Salmonidae
Exons: 3
Molecular function (GO): zinc ion binding; nucleic acid binding
Source: RefSeq, a predicted model, not a curated record
UGUCUCAGAGGAGAGUACCACGUUGCAGGUGUAGCAGACUGUCUCAGAGGAGAGUACCACGUUGCAGGUGUAGCAGACUGUCUCAGAGGAGAGUACCACGUUGCAGGUGUAGCAGACUGUCUCAGAGGAGAGUACCACGUUGCAGGUGUAGCAGACUGUCUCAGAGGAGAGUACCACGUUGCAGGUGUAGCAGACUGUCUCAGAGGAGAGUACCACGUUGCAGGUGUAGCAGACUGUCUCAGAGGAGAGUACCACGUUGCAGGUGUAGCAGACUGUCUCAGAGGAGAGUACCACGUUGCAGGUGUAGCAGACUGUCUCAGAGGAGAGUACCACGUUGCAGGUGUAGCAGACUGUCUCAGAGGAGAGUACCACGUUGCAGGUGUAGCAGACUGUCUCAGAGGAGAGUACCGCUUCGAUUUAAUUGGACAGGAAAGGAAAAUUUGAUGGAGAGAGUUCGUUUUGAAAAGGAAGUUCUGUUUGGACCUCUACGCCUGACAGCAGACGAUGUGCACUGCCUGCAACAGAACACACCUGAGAAGUUCUACGAUGUGUCUCUCUACACCAUCACACGGCUGGAGGAAGUAAGAGGGCUCUUCCGUGCGAACGCGACAGCACCCGCCCUCGUGGAUUUUAACGUUGAGUCCAUGUGCAGGCACAAUAUGAGGGUGCUAACGGUGCACAUGUUCAACCCAUGGGUCACUGAAGAAACGUUAGUGUGCUACCUCAGCCGGUAUGUGACCAUCUUGCCUGGAGUGAGAGACAUUAAGGACGCCCUAGGCAUCUGGACAGGGAAGAGGCAGUUUCGUGUGCUGCUAAAGGAGGACGAGACCGGCCAUGAUGGUUACCGCCAUCCUCCCGCUUCUUUUUCCAUCGGCGCAGACAGGGGCUACCUCAUGUAUGCUGGACAGCCUCGUUUCUGCAGGAAGUGUAGCACGUACGGGCACCUCGCGGAUGCCUGCUCGCAGACAAGGUGCAGAAACUGUGGGACUAUUGGACAUACAAUGAGGGAUUGCACCGUGCCCAAGCGCUGCAGUUUGUGCAACUCGGAGGACCACCUGUUCCGCCAUUACGCCAGAGCGGUGAGCGGGAAAAGAGCGCAGAGCGGGAAAAGACCAGAUGAGGGAGAAGGCAUGGAACUACCCGCUAUGGAUGAGGUUGUGGAUGAGCUAGUGAUGGAGAGAGAACUGCGAGAGUCCGAGGAGAGCGGGAGUGAGACGCCAUCAUCAUCUCACGAGGAGAUAGGAGAAGGGGACAGCAGUUGGAAUAAGCAAGUGGAGGAGGAGAAGGGAGAGCCCACCGCGCCCGCGGCUACCGAGAGCUGGACAACGGUGAGAGAGAGGAGAAAGUGCUCGGUGAAAAGGAAGCAGAUGAGCCCUGUUUCCCCACUCAUCCGCAUGGAGGCGACGGAGAAGUCCGCUUUGGGGGGGAAUCGCUUCAGUUGUUUUGAAAGCGGGAAGUCUGAGGAGAAAAGCGAGGGAAACCUGGGCAGUGCAGAGGAGACUCUGCUAUCCCUGUCAGGCGCGGCCUCCAUCGAGAGCAGCGGUCUGGCACCCAGUGGGGUUCCUGCACCCACGCAGAUGGAGGGGGAGCAUGAGGAGGAGGACAGUGUUUUCCCGACCCCUGUCUUGGUGGACAGUCCUCCGACUG